AGACUUCUGAUUGUGUGUUGUUUGUUUUGAAUGGCUUUUUUAUACUUCGUAACCCAUCUGUUAUUUAACGUUUAUUGUAAUUUACUGGCGAAAAAAACACAUUUUAAUAAAUACUAAUUGGAGCGAUUUAAUAAAUAGCUCACGUGAGUAUCUGAUUGGCGUUUCCGAAAUGAAAAAUGUAUAUAUUUACGGAUAUUUAUAAGUAGAAAGAUUACGCGUGAUGAUAUAGUUAUUGGUAGGAUCCUUUGUCUUAACGCGUGAUUAUAAAAUUACGAAUUAGAAAAAGAGAGAUUUUUUUGGGGGGUCUCCCGCUGGCAGACAAGUUGUCGGCGGUCCCACUGACGUGUCAACGCUAGUUUAGUCGGACAAAGUACACUAGUUAGAUGAGCCGGUGACGGGAGAAAAGCAGUUGCUGUAGGCAAUCACAUGUAUGUUACGUAAAAGCUUAGGCUAGUUGGUUGGAUCCGCGUGAGGGACGACCAUAUCCGACUGCAGGAGGCUAGGCUCGCACCCGAGUCCCAUGGCGUUGAAACAGUGGCGUGCCUCAAAGGAGGGGCGGUCCGAGUGAGAGGCUUGCUCGGCGCCUGUGCACUACAACAUUAUUGUACCGUAGGCCUAACAGACGAACGGACGGUGAAGCCUGACGGGUCUAGAGUGUUAUAUCCGGUCUUGUGCGGGCUCGGUCUCGUUUGUUUGGGCGAAGCUCACGUAAUGUAUGAGUGUGUAAUCCGAUGCUUAGGCCUGCGUGACCGUGUUUUACCACCCAAGGCCAACACUGGGACAGAAAUGUUUAUUUUUCUUUUGGUACCUCGUUAUGUGUGUUUUCUAUAUCUGUGAAAAGUCCGCGGGGAUGCAACAUUAAAUCAGAGUAGAAACAAUCGGCUAUACGGAAUUGUCACAUACGUCUUACACUUACCUGGAUAAAUUAUUUCCCAGUCGGAAGGACCUUCUUCCAGUCGCCCCAUCUCUACUGGACAUAGUGUGUAGGCUAUAUGUGUGUGUGUGUAGAGUUCUUCAGACUAGAGCGAGGAGGUGUGGUCAGUCAGUGACACUGCACAGCGCCGUUCUACUAAAAUCGACAGUGGGCACUCACCAGUAGUGGCCAGCUGAUCGGUGGUGGCCAAAUUCUCGGCAUGGAGAGCGAACAGUCUAUUGGCUGGUAACAGACGGAUGGCUGGUCCCACCAUGACCUAACGCCAUGGAUCCCCAUGUCCCAGGGAUUGACAUGGACACAGGCCAGAGAGUGGACAAACAGACGACAAUAAACCAUGGUCCUGGCCUGGUGGACACAGGUGACAGGAGGUGCAGCAUGACCCCUGAGGAUAACCCCAAAGAAGCUGAUAGGGGGUCGAGCUUGGGUGGUGGUGAGGUCAGCAAAGAGUCCAGUCAUCCACUGGACUCUAGGUGUGGGAGGUACCCGACAAGGGGUGGUGACCACCAAUCGGACAGUUCUCUCAGUGAUGUGGAAACAUUCAGGGGCAAAAUAAUCUACAACCCAGAUGGUUCUGCAUACAUUAUAGAGGGUGCCGGUGAUUCAGAAGCCAGUGAUGAAGAAUGCAGUUUUGAUCUACCUCAGCAGGAAGGAUGUAUCGUAGAUGCUCGUGGAAUGACUCCGCCUAAUUUUAGGGUCAUUCCAGAAGUGGUGAAUGCAUUUCACAUUUCGAGAAACCCUGCCCUUAGUGCCCUGUACGGCCAAGCUUAUAAUCUCCUACAGGAGAGUACCAAAGUUCCUGAAGUCCCCGUGAUGCAUAGUUACAGGGUGAUAACUGUGAGGCGUGAUAAAGACAACAAAUGUAAAGACAAUAAAGAUAGUAAGGGUUCGAAAAGGCCCGGUAGUAAUUUGGAAAAAUCUAAUUUACCUUUCUUGGAUUAUUCAUCUGUGCCCAUCAAACCAAUUCUUAUGUGUUUCAUUUGUAAGUUAUCUUUUGGAUACAGUAAAUCUUUCGUUGCUCAUGCAAUGGGUGAGCAUAAUAUUGGACUGAAUGAGGAAGAGAGGGAAAUAAUGUCUCAGCAGAAUAUUUCAGCCAUUAUACAAGGUGUGGGAAAGGAAAAAGAACCAUUGUUAUCAUUCCUAGAACCAAUUCCUACAUCAUCCGCUCAGGACAAUGUGUUACCAAAAUUUCGUGGUAACUAUUUUCCCCAUUCUAUGAGUUCCUUUGUCUCUUCGAGUCCCAUGGCAUCCUUACUGAAUGUUGUCAGCAGUGCUGUGUCUAGUGGUGCUGUUACAACAGUAGUUUCAGCUAGUUCGAGUCCCGUUUCGUCCAUUCCACAAAUAAAGUCAGCUCUGAGGACAGAUAGGGCUUCUCCUGGAGCUGUCUUUAAUUCUGCAUCUUCCAUUACUACCAAGGACGAAGUGUUAGCGCCAGAACUUGAAGAUUUGGCUAACAUUGAAAAAAUGGCAAAAGCAGCAGCUGCUGCUGCAGCUGCCGCUGAAGCAAGUGAGACAAUGGUAAUGUCAAAUUCAGAAAGAAAUCAACUUGAAAGAUCAGGAUCUACAAAUAUUCAUCUAAAUGACGCCAACUUUGCAGCUCAGGGAAUCCAGGAUGACAGACAAGGAACAGCUACAUCAAGUUGUGUAGACAGACCAACUAGUAGGGGUAGUGUAGACAGCAUAUCUCCUGGAGUGAGAGCAUCUCCUAAAGUUCUACCGGUGCCCAGUCCCCAUCUUUCCACUUGCCAAUCUCCCACCCCAUCCACGAGUCAUGUGAUUGGAGUGUGUGCUCAACAUCCUGAUGGUAAAACAAACGGAGUAGAAUGUCCAAAAUGUGACAUGAUUCUGGGUUCAUCACGCUCUCUUGGAGGUCAUAUGACAAUGAUGCAUUCCCGUAAUUCAUGCAAGACUCUUAAGUGUCCCAAAUGCAAUUGGCACUACAAGUACCAAGAGACAUUAGAGAUUCACAUGAAAGAAAAACAUCCAGAAAAUGAAAUGAACUGCAUUUAUUGUUUAGCUGGACAACCUCAUCCACGUCUGGCACGUGGAGAAACAUACACAUGCGGUUAUAAACCGUAUCGGUGUGAAGUGUGCAACUAUUCUACCACAACUAAAGGAAAUCUUAGCAUACACAUGCAAUCAGAUAAACAUAUUAAUAAUGUUCAAGAAAUGCAAAAUGGAACAUUGUCAGCUGAACAUAUCCUACAAACACAAGGACUCCCACCCACUUCAUUACCACCUGAUCCCCAGAUUGUGAAAAAACCACCCCCUGCCCCUAAACCGAAGGCAACAUGGCGAUGUGACAUCUGUAAUUAUGAAACCAACGUUGCACGUAAUUUGAGGAUUCACAUGACAAGUGAGAAACACACUCAUAAUAUGAUGGUGCUUCAACAAAAUGUCAAACACAUGCAGCAGUUAACAGCCUUUCAACAGGCUCAAGCCUUAGAUCCACUUUUUCAGUUCCACCCAGGUUUGCUUCUUCCCUGUGAUGCUCAGUUACAGCCCGAGGCUGCUCUAGCAGACAUGGCUUAUAAUCAUGCCUUGCUAAUGAUGGCUACUCAGCAACAACAGCAGCAGCAACAACAACAACAACAACAACAGCAGCAGCAACAACAGCAGCAGCAGCAACAACAGCAGCAGCAAGUUAUGGCAGCCGCUGCAGCUGCAGCAGCAACCGGAAAGACUAAUUUGGGACCAUCACCAAACAUAAAUCAAUCAGUGGAGUUAAAUCAUCGCGAAACAUCAUCACGUGGUGAAGUGCAGUAUGAUGAACUGAACAAGUUAUUUCAGUGUUGUGUCUGUAACAACUUUUCUGCCGAUACGGUAGAAACAUUAAACCAUCAUGUGAUGGAAGAUCGUACGAGACAGCGUGAGGACGAAGUUCUCAUGGUUGUCGCAGGUAGUUUUAUUUGUAAGUUGUGCACUUAUAAAACCAAUCUUAAAGCUAACUUUCAGCUCCAUUGCAAGACGGACAAACAUCUUCAACGGUUACAACAUGUCAACCACGUGAAGGAGGGUGGCGUUCGAAAUGAAUGGAAACUGAAAUACGCCAAUGUCAGCAACCCCGUCCAAGUACGUUGUAACGCAUGCGAUUAUUACACCAACAGCAUUCAUAAACUUCAAGUGCAUACAGCCAAUCCCAGACACGAAGCCAGUGCUAAACUGUUCGUCCAUUUCCAAAUUGCAGAAACUGCAGUGAUGGCAGAGAAUAAGUAUUACCAUUGUAAAUUGUGUAAUUUCUCUUCGAGAACUAAAAUUAAUUUAAUACAACAUAUACAUUCCCUAAGACAUUUAAGAAAUGAAAAUUUCCGUCAAAUGCAACAAAAAAGUGAAGGAAGAUCUGUCGAGGAUGAUAUCAGAGAAACUUUUCUUGUCAAGGAAUACAAGGGAAACGAAAAGAUUAUAUUUGAUUCCGAAUUCGAUGCGCGGUUUGGUACUGACUUGGAUAUACCCACAAUAGAAGAAACAACAGAAACGCCACCCGCAACAAACGAAACAUUACCUCUGGGUUCAGCACCCAUGCUGAAACAAGCCCUUUUAGAUCAUUCCAAAACAGCUAAUUCUACAAACGAAGGAAGUGUCGAUCAAACUCAUUCGUGUCCAUUCUGCAAUUAUACAAGUGCCAAUGAAGUUCGCAUUCAAAUGCAUGUGGUGGCACAACAUUCCCAAAGGCCGUCAACAGUUCUGUGCCCUCUAUGUCAAGAGAAAUUUAAAGAGUGGGUAAAACUUGAAAAUCAUUUAACAGAGGUUCAUCACGUCAACAACGAAGGAGUUCAACGUCUUUUAGCAUUAGUGGAUAAAUCCGAUUGGAUCAUGCCUCCUUCGCAAGCAAAACAAGGUAAUGAUGGGAAUGCACAAACAGAAGAAGUUGAUUGUAAGCAAGAUUUGGUCGAUGGAGAUUGUAAAACUGAAGGAGAAUUAACGGAUAAAAUGUUCAUCGAUGAAAAUCCUAUUGAUGAAUUUUCAUGUCAUAUGUGCGGUAAAACGUUCGUUAGUGUGGAGGAAUUAUUUAAUCAUCAGAAUGAGUUAAGUCAUCUGGAAUUGAAGACAACAUCGAAUGGGCCCAGAUAUUUCUGCUGGAGGAAAGGUUGCAAUCAGUAUUUCAAAUCAAUAGCCACGCUUCAGAUUCAUUUCAAAGAAGUUCAUACCAGAAGGACUCCUUUAGCUGUAUCAGAGCGUCAUGUAUAUAAAUACCGAUGUAACCAAUGCAGUUUGGCAUUCAAAACCUUAGAGAAACUUCAACUUCAUUCACAAUAUCAUAUCAUUCGUGCAGCUACUAAGUGUGUACUGUGUGGAAAAAAUUUUCGUUCCAUUCCAGCUUUGCAGAAACACGUGGAAUUAGCUCAUGCAGAUAUGACUAAGGAAGAAGCAGAACAAUAUCGUGCUAGUCUAGCUAAUAAUCCUUUGCUCACAGGAGGGGUUUCCGGUAUUUUAACUCCAGAAACGCCAGAUAUAUUGAAAAAAGAAACAAGAGAAGAUAGCGAACAGCAAGAAGAAAUGGCAACAGAACAUGUCGAAAAUCAAGAGAAGGAACAUCCUCCAAUAGAAACUGAAAAUGAAGUGCAGGAAGUAGUGGAUCAAUCAGUACAGGAUGGAAACGGAGGAAAAGAACAACAAAUAUUUGAAGAUUACAUCAACAGUCAAGCAAUAGCGGAAGAUAGUUAUAAUGAUCCAAGCAGAAAAUAUAAGUGUCAUCGUUGUAAAGUGGCCUUUACUCGACAGAGCUAUUUAACAAGCCACAAUAAAACGUUGUUGCACAGAAAGGGUGAAAAGUUAAGUUAUCCAAUGGAAAAAUAUUUAGAUCCAAAUCGACCGUACAAGUGUGAAAUAUGCAAAGAAUCGUUCACGCAAAAGAAUAUUCUCCUGGUUCAUUAUAAUUCAGUUUCUCAUCUCCAUAAAUUAAAACAAAGUAUGAAGGAAAGCAAUCAAGCAGCAAAUAACAGUUCUCAAAACAACUCUGUAGCUUCUUCAAAUUCAGUUACGACAGUAACAACAUCUUCAGGCAUUAAUAAUUUGCCAUCCACUAAUACAUCAACGUCUGCUAAUGACUCUGAUAAGAAACCAUAUAAAUGCAACAUUUGUAAGGUUGCUUACAGUCAAGGAUCUACCUUAGAUAUUCAUAUACGUUCAGUAUUGCAUCAGACUAGAGCAUCUAAAUUACAUGAAUUGGCAAUCACUGGACAAAUAGAUCUCAGCAUACCGUUAGUAGAAAGACCUGAUCCAAUACAACAUAAUCAGGAACAAAAGCCUGGAGAUGCGACGUUUCCAACCAAAGUUUCACCGCCAACUAGUCAGUGUGCAAGUGCGGUGUCUCCUCAUAAUACGUCGAAUUUGAUAGAUAAUUUAACAACGUCCAAUAAUGCUUUGUCGUCAAGAACUGGAGCUUUAAAUAAUAUUUCUCCACAACUUCCAUUACAACUUUCUCCCGAUUCUUCAAUCCAACAAGCAUUGAAUCUCGCACCUCAUAUUGGACAACCACCUGUUCUCAUUCCUUCUCAAGUAUCUCCACAAACAGUACUUACAUGUCAACGUUGUAAUGCCGUAUUUAUGUCUCAGGAAGCUUUGAUACAGCAUCAACAACUAUAUUGUUUCUUCCAACAACCUUCGGCAUCCGUUUUAAAUAAUUCAAACACUCCAAAUCCUGUACAAUCCUCCAGUCUUCAAAGCCAUACCACACAGCAAUCUCCCCAGCAGCAUAGGUUACAAUUAACUCCAGAUAAGGAUGAUCAGAAUAAAGCUGGUCAGUUACUGCAAUUGACAUCUGCAGAACCAUCAACAUCACCAUCUCAACCUCCUCCACCACAACAGAGUCCUGGACUUAGUCAACAAAUGCUUCGAGCAAAAUUCGCUUUUCCAAGAACAAAACCGCUUAUGUAUAGACAUCUUUUGGAAAGUUUUGGAUUUGAUGUUGUAAUGCAGUUUAAUGAAUUGACACAGAAGAAACCAAAGAAAGAAUUAGAUAAGCGAGAUGGAGAUGAAGAUGUCCCUGAAGGUGUUUCAAUUAAUCAGAAUUGUAGAGAAGAAACAUGUAACAGCAGUAUUAAUAAUAACGGUAAUAAUAAUAACAAUGAAGAGGAAGAGAAGAUUGGUAAGGCGCAUUUGCCAGAAAUCAACAAAUCUUUAUGUCCCCUUUGUCAGAAAGAAUUUUCAAGUAUUUGGGUUUUGAAAACCCACCAAGAAGAAAUUCAUAAAGUUAUAGUUCCAGUGGAAAUAGUAGAAAAAUUUGCUUUGGAAUUUAGAUCAGAUUAUGAGAAAAGAACUGCUAAUCAAUCAGAAAAUCAUCCUGAAGAUCUUCCUGCACCAUCUGAAGCAAGUUGUUCAUCUCCUUCCGUUAGUGCAGAAUCUAGCCAUGGACCAACUCCAACUCCUGUAGCAACUUCUCUUCCUCCUGUUUUCAUGCCAACUUCCGGAACACCACCAGCUACUUCCUUUUCGUCUAUUGAUAUGGCGUCUUCCGUUACUACGAGUCAAAUGGCGGCACAACUUCAAUUUAAUCAACUUUUGAUGAGUAUGGGUUUAGGAAUGGGUUUGCCAAUGGGCAUGAAUAUGCCUUUUGCAGCCGCAAUGAAUCUUCAUCCACCACUUAUACCCGUUAUGAUGCCACCUCCCUUAGAUCCGUUAGUAGCAUCUGCCUUUAGUCAUCCAAUCAUGCCUGGUGCCAUGGAUCCAAAUUUCUUCAGUGCUCAACAAAAGCUUCUCCAGCAACAACAACAGUUGGCCCAGACUCAACAAAAGCGUGCUCGCACCAGGAUCAGUGAUGAACAGUUAAAAAUUUUGAGAGCUUAUUUUGAUAUUAACAAUUCGCCAACAGAAGAACAAUUGAUGGAGAUGUCUGAUAAAUCUGGAUUACCAUUGAAAGUGAUAAAGCAUUGGUUUCGAAAUACGUUGUUUAAAGAAAGACAGCGCAACAAAGAUUCUCCAUAUAACUUCAAUAAUCCGCCAUCUACAUUUCUUAAUUUAGAAGAAUAUGAAAAAACAGGAGAAGCGAAAGUUGUAGAUUUAAAAUCUUUAAAUGAAAACGAUCCUAACAAUCUGAAAUUUGGUGAAAACAAGAACGAUUCAAAACCAUCAACUGAUCAAGAAAAUAACGCCAAUUCUGAGGAAUUAUCUGUCAAGCAAGAAACAAAUAAGCAAAUGUUUUCAGAUGCAAAAUGUAUGCUACCAACAUCUAACCAAUCCCAAGGAUUUCCAUCUACGAGUAGCAUGUCUGUAACAUCAGUUCAAGCUGCAGCGUGUUCUCUUACUUCUACGUUUACAUUCCCUAGCCACAGUUUGGACAUCACAGGCAAAAAUAUGCUUUCAACGGAUAUAACAACUUCCCCUCAAACAUCAACUUUAACAACUCCCACGACUCCAACGCCAUGUACACCACCAAUUUCGGAAUCACCUCAUUCAACCGGAACACCGAAUUCUAGCGGAACGACCACACCAACUACCACUAGCAGUUCUACCACAGGCAAAAGGGCCAACCGUACUAGAUUCACAGACUAUCAGAUAAAAGUGUUGCAAGAAUUUUUCGAAUCGAAUGCAUAUCCGAAAGAUGAUGAUUUGGAAUAUCUGUCGAAAUUACUGAAUCUCAGUCCGCGCGUGAUUGUCGUGUGGUUUCAGAAUGCCAGGCAAAAGGCUAGGAAAGUAUACGAAAAUCAACCGCCUGUGAAUCCAGACGACGAUGGUUUGGGAAGAUUCCAAAGAACUCCAGGAUUGAAUUAUCAAUGCAAGAAAUGUCUGCAAGUGUUUCAACGCUAUUACGAACUUAUCAAACAUCAGAAAAGCGCUUGUUUCAAGGAUGAAAAUCCACUUGCAGCUCAAAUUAAAGUUUCGAGUGGAAAUAACGAAGAUAGAUCUCAGUCUUCACCAGUAGCUAGCACUAGUCCAGCUCUCAAUAGACCACCUCUUGAGAAAUUUGGACAGAAUGGUACCUACAGAUGUGAAAAAUGUAGUCUGGUAUUUCCACGCAUUGAUCUCUGGCGCGAGCAUCAAAUUGUUCACAUUAUGAAUCCCAACCUAUUUCCCAAUUUCAAUCCAAAUUCACCGUACGGAGGAGUAUUGCCUUACGAUACCCAACCUACAAUGCCUCCUCUAAAAAGAAAACUCUCUGAAGAAGAAGAAGUUAAAGAAUCAGCAGAACAACCCAGAGAUAAAAGACUAAGAACCACCAUUUUACCUGAACAAUUAGACUAUCUUUAUCAGAAAUACCAGAUGGAGAGUAAUCCUAGUAGAAAGAUGCUCGAAAGUAUUGCGAGAGAAGUGGGACUGAAGAAACGGGUUGUCCAGGUGUGGUUUCAGAACACAAGGGCACGUGAACGGAAGGGCCAGUUCCGCGUUCACCAGCAGGUGAUUCAUAAAAGGUGUCCCUUCUGUCGUGCAUUGUUCAAAGCUAGAUCGGCACUCGAAUCCCAUUUAGCCACUAGGCAUGCUGAUCAAUAUACUAAAGGAGAUGUCAAUAUCGAUAGUCUUCCUGAUGGAGAUUGUGAUUCAAAUCCAGAAAUGCCAUCGACGUCCAUUACAUCUGAAGAAAAGAAUACUAUGCUGAAUUUUCCUGUUAGUAUAGCAUCUCCUGUUACAUCUUCAUUUUCUUCUGUCUGUGCUGAAUCGGUACAAAAUUCCAUGAAAAAGUAUUAUGAGGACUCACUGAAGAAAUACCUGGAUGAACUGUGUCCUCCGACCCAUGUUAGCAAAGAAUCUUCAUUUCCAACAGACUUAAGUAUUAAAGUAAAGACUACUGGAAAUCAGGAGAAACAAGAAGAAAAGAGCGAAUCGCGAGAGAUACCAUUGGAUCUAAGUAAACCUCUAAAAGUUGGUGCAUUAGAACUAGAAAGAUCAGGUGACAUCCCAAUCAAUUUGAGUGAAAGGAUAGUAGAAGACGGGAUAUCUCAAGCACCUAGUAUUGAUGAGGCUCCUUCGGAAACAUACUCAGAAUCUACUGAUAAUAUGGAAGGUGAAGAUGCAUCACACGAAAGUAAUCCAACAUCUCCCGCUUCAAAUUUACAUAAUCAGAGAUAUCCAUCAGGUAGCGGCAAGCGAUUCAGGACUCAGAUGACAACAGUACAGUUGAAAGUGAUGAAGUCAAUUUUUUCAGAAUACAAAACUCCCUCGAUGGCAGAAUGUGAAAUGCUUGGUAGAGAAAUAGGAUUACCAAAAAGAGUGGUGCAAGUUUGGUUUCAAAAUGCACGAGCAAAAGAAAAAAAAUCAAAGUUGGUUUUUGCUAAAACUUUUGGGCAAGAAUUAGAAGUAGGAAAACCUCCCGAAGAAUGUGUUAUGUGCGGUGUUAAAUACAAUCAAAAGUAUUCAAAUACCAAUCUUCAAGAUCAUUUAUUCUCUAAAAAACACCUGGACAAUUUAAAGUUACAAAUAACUAAUAUGAAAUUGAAAGAAGGUCAGGAAGGUAUAGACAGACAAGAAUUGGCAGUAUCUCUUGCUGCAACUUCCUUGCCUCAAGCAAUGCAACAACAGCAGUCCCAAGACAUGGAUCAUAGUGGAUCUCCUCCAACACCAUCUACAGCAGGUCAAGCUAAUUUGAUGCAGCAGCUUCAAAUGAUGGGACUACAACAAAUGGCAGCUGGUUUGCCAAUUCCAAUGAACCUCAAUCAAACGACUGGAAGUCUGACAAUGAACAUGCCCGCUCAGCCAUCGUCAUCGGUUCCAACGGGCUCUAAACUGGAGCAAGAAAAGAACAGAAACAAUUCAAAAAAUGAAAAAUCUCCGACGAACGGUACUUCUACGAACAACAUUAAAAGUCCAAUUUCUAAUGAUAUUGCAUGCAAAGCAAAAGAGGAGGACAAAGAAUUAGGUUCCAUAACGCCAGCAGCCAAUCAGACUAACAACAAUAUGCUGAAUCCCAUGGGUGACUUCGUCCUAUCUAGCAACGAGUCUUCAGCAGCAUCAGCAACUAAUCUUUUUCCAUAUAUGUAUACCGGCUUUCCAGGUUAUUACGCAGGUGUACCUGGAGCCUUCAUCCAUCCCACCAUGUAUACAGGUUCUCCUCCGGCAGGCUUUUUGUACGAUUCUAAUAUGUACAGUACUCCUCUGUCCCUAUUGCAGUUACCUCCAGCAGCAUUAUCAGAGGUGACACAAAAAUUAAGUCAGACAGGUAAUACAUGUGCCCGGAUCACCCAGGAUGGAAAGAAUUUGUCAGACUUGAAAGGCCGAAUACCAGAUCCAGAUUUCCAUCAAGCAGUCGAGGUCGAAGUCGACAUUGGUUUCGUAUGCAAGAAAUGCCAAAUGGUUUACCCAGCCGAAGUGUUAUGUCUUAAUCAUCAAAGAGCUUCGUGUUUUCCAACAAAAGCCAUCGGCGAUAUAAAAGCCAUGCUAAAACUGGUUCAGAUCCAUGUUGAGUGUCGUGCAUGUCGUGAGCGAUUUGUGACGGUUCUCGACUUCAAGUUCCACUGCGAUAUGGAUCGUCACAUCAAGCGAGUUCAGAAGAUGCAAAGAGAAGCGGCUCAGAAAGCAUCCGUUCAGAUGACUCAACAUCUCUCUAAUCAACAGAUGCAAUCUUCGUCGUCCAUAGCCAUAGCUACAACGGCAGCAUCGACGGUGUUGGCUGGUCUAUCGGGCACUCCGGCGCCUGCCAUUCCAGCCUGUACGGUGGUACCUAGUGUCCAACAAUCGUCGUCGGCAGUACAACCAGCUUCAAGCGCCCCUCCUAUCCCCAUGUCAGGACCGUUAGACGCUGGUUCUGAUCCCACAAGAAACGGUCUUCAGGACUUAUUGUUCAAUUCUGGUGUCCAACAGGAUUUUAGAACCGAUUUGGACGCCACUCUUAGGCUGAGUAUGGGACCUGACAAUGUGAUUCGUGGACAGGGCAUCGAUACAUCUUUGGACAUGUUCGAUCCCACAUCUAAAUCCGGGAUGUGUUACUCAGGUGACUCUACCCUAACAACAGAAGCCACUAGGCUGUAAUGCUUUUUAAUCGUCGUAGGCAAUAAUGUCUUUGUCGUGUAUUACGUUUUGCUGGAUCAAGUAGUAUAACUACAUUAUAUAAAUUUUCUCCCGUACUGUGGUGCUGGUUAAACCAUGACCCUUACCAUUCCUCCCUCCAUCGCCUGUCCCCAUUUCACUUGUCCUCGCACACCACAGACGUUUUUCAUUCGCGCCCCGUUGAUACUGGACGAGCUUAGAUGGAUCAAAACAAAUUGUAGAAUCAUAAAUGUUUUUGCCACAUGUUAUUAUUGUAGCUACAAGCUUCCUCGAAAAUAAUCUUCCUCCCUCAUAUUGUGAGGUUGUUAGUUUAGUGUAUGGAUCCAGGCUAAUGACCUAUUAUUAUAGUUGGAUUGGGAACAAUUUUUGGGGAGAUAUCUGCCUGUGGUUUUCGUCACUUCGCUUGCCACGACAUCUUACAGGAGGAGGAAAGUUUUAAAAACCAAGAAAGACAACACAGUAUAGCAUUUGCCUGCAAUAAACCCCACAAUAGUGUGGUGUCGUAGAGAUAUAUAUAAUAUAUACAGUAUAUGAAUAGACACGGUCUUUGAGACCCGAGAAAUUUCGAUCUCCUUUCAUGACUCAAAUCAUAUGACGUCAUUGAACGUCAUGACCUACUAAUGUAGUUUUCUCUUGUUUUAUAUUCUUAUUUUGUUAAUACGACCCCAAUACCCCGUUGGUGCGUGACGUAGUCUAUGUGAUAAGUGCUAGUCGUCUAUCCAUUCAUCAAAAGUAGAUAUAAAUUGGGUACUGUUCUUUAUCGGUAUCCUAUGGUUCUACAAGUCAAUUUUGUAGAUAUUAUUGAAUACAUUGUAGAGAAAUUGUAAUCUUUGCCUAUCAAUGCUGAUCAUGGAUUCUUAUUUGAUUGUCGUGUUUGCUAUACGAACACGCAAAUGAGAGCCAAGCUCAAUUCAAAGACGUUAUCAACCAGCAUUACAAAAACGGUCAUCAGCUGCCGUCAAUGUUUCACCAUGUUCCUGAUGCUCACCAAAUGGACCGGGUUGAAAGUUCCUGCAUUUUUUCUACAUCGAAGAGUAAAAAUUCUUGUUAUUAUUCUCGGCAGACACCUGUCGGGUAAAAAAGAAUAAAAAUAACGGAAAGAUCUUUUCCUUCCUUGCGUUAUUCUUUUUUCCUUCUUCUGUGAAAUUCGUCGAUGCACGUAGAGAUUUAAAUAUAAAAAAAUAUUACUUGGAUGAAAGUGGAAGCUGAAUCUUCAGUGGUGACAAAACCCGUCUGUAUGUUUCUAUCAACGUGGACACGUGUGGUAGUCACGUGGUUCCUGAUUGUCCAAUUGUAGAGCUAGUCGCUAUGAAUAACGUAGGGCGAAAGCAGAUGAGAGAGAGAGAGAAAGAAGGAGACUGUGCUCACACUGCCACCACCAUGAUUGAGAGUGGGGCAUGCUUUGGAGAAGGGGUAGAAAAGCAAGACUCAGGCACCCAGGGAUAGUCAUUUGGCGUUGGCAUUCUGGACAUUUGAGAUCUCUCCAGUUCUGGCCCGGUACUAUAUUUUUGGAGGUGUUAAGCGUGUUGGAACUGGGAGGUCGCUCUUGCCCUCGUUGGGUUAUAUCUUUCUCCAACACUUCAUUCUCAAUCGCUUCUUUUUCACUUCUCCUUUUUUUCCUUCUGGGAGGAGUGGUUCAAGUUCCUACUUAAAAUAGUGGGGCGUGAGUCCAGCACGCACUCGCACAAGGUCCAGUCAAUUUUCUGGGGCUGUUACCAAACUCUCCAAACAUUGGCAUUGUCAGUAAAUAAUGGGUUGUAGUAUUCCGGAAGUAUAUUUGCCCGUGAUGAGUUUGAAAAAAGGAGUUCUCCUCAUUCAAAAAUUCUAUUAAAAAAUCUCAUCUAUGGUUAAUGUAAAAAGUGGUUUAUUUUACAAUAUCUCUCAGUCAAAAUCAAGGGAAAAGUGCAAUGAUUCCAGGAUAUUAUUUUUAUCUCCAUUUAAAGAGUAAAUAUAAAUAGACAUAUAUAAAUAUUAUAUAAAAAAUAUUAUUACAGAUGCAUAUAAAUAUACAUAUGUAUAAAUAAACAUCUUUAUUUCAAGAAAAUAAAGAAUAAUUUAUUAAGGAGGGAGAAUAGAUAAAGAUAGAGAGAGACUGCUCCUGGAUUAAAAGGGCCAUCCAUAUUCCGCACAAUACGCAGAACGCGGGAAAUAUAAACUAUAUAUACAUCUACUAUAUAGACAAACCCAUAUGAAUGCUGUAUGCCAUCAAAGUACAAUUUGGUACAGAAGUUCCUAACAUGUUCUCUCCGUCGGCCGACUGCCUCUGUUAAGCUGUGCCCGUUAGUGAGACAUUCAAACGUCACAAGGUGCACCAACAAUUUAAAAUUUAAUUUUAAUUCAUUGUAUCUAUAUUUAUUCACCAGAGACAUUGUUUUUAUAUAAAGCAUCUCUUUAAAAAAAAUUAAAUAAACGUUUUUAAAGCAGUCUCUCUCGUGGUUUGCCUACACACUCCCUUAUUAAAAGACAGUUUGAGUUGUCUGAGAUAAGGUCAUGUUUUUAAAAAAAUCUUAUUCGAGAGUAGACUUUCAAGGAAAAUAAAUAAAAUAACAAAAAGGGUACCCCGUUUUUUGACGUGCACCUGUGAGCGUGUGUUAGGUCUGGUAUUUUAUUGCUAAACAUAAGGGCGCGCUAUGGUCGGGUUCUUCUUUAUAACCACCUGAGGUCCUAGCAAACUAAACAUGAUGUCCUCUACCUCAUACUGCAUUCGAAGUUCCUAUUACUGCUUGGACCCAGUGGCAAAGAAUGAGUGUAGAUUAUCAGAAAGCAGGUGUGUAAUUUCUUGUAUUGUAUAUACGUACGUGUGCAACAAUCUUAAAAGUCGAUUCAAUGUUGUUAUAAUCCUAGCAUUUUACGUUGCUGCUUUGAAUAUUUUAUUUUACGGUCUUUUACCAGUCGAAUUCACCUCGUGUCAAAUACGUUGCAGGUCCAACAUCAAAGGGCUUUAUAUAAACAAAUUAAACAAAAAAAAAAUGUUCAGAUUUUCAUGAUAUCUGUUAUAAAAACGCUAUCUUCUUAAUGUCAAUAAGUACAAAUUAAUAAGAGAAAAAAACCGUCGUUUGGUAUUUGAACGGCGAAACUUUGCCUAAAGGCAAUAACAACCAUUCUAAAAAAACCAUUUGUUUAUUUAUAUUGAUUUUUGUCUGCACUUAUCAUCAAGAUUGUUGAUUUUUUGUACCACCAUAUCAAACAUGUUCAGUUAAUAUUAUUAGACAUAGGUAUUGUUUCAUACAUACUUACAUGUGUGCGGCUCUAUUUUGGUAUAUUGUUUAAAAAAUUCUAGGUUUUUACAUCACAGUUCUUGUAGUAUGCUUAAGCUAUGU
Messenger RNA from Centruroides sculpturatus (bark scorpion), 15168 nucleotides. Its product is annotated as zinc finger homeobox protein 4-like. Bases 1199 to 11830 code for a protein of 3543 amino acids. Gene Ontology annotation, biological process: regulation of transcription by RNA polymerase II. The record is from RefSeq and is a predicted model, not a curated record. Gene Ontology annotation, cellular component: nucleus. NCBI's taxonomy places the organism in Eukaryota, Metazoa, Arthropoda, Arachnida, Scorpiones, Buthidae. Gene Ontology annotation, molecular function: zinc ion binding; RNA polymerase II cis-regulatory region sequence-specific DNA binding; DNA-binding transcription factor activity, RNA polymerase II-specific. The transcript is spliced from 5 exons.